This is a messenger RNA of Monopterus albus (swamp eel), 1388 nucleotides long. Its product is annotated as ankyrin repeat and SOCS box protein 12-like. Gene Ontology annotation, molecular function: protein binding. NCBI's taxonomy places the organism in Eukaryota, Metazoa, Chordata, Actinopteri, Synbranchiformes, Synbranchidae. The coding region runs from base 317 to 1132 and encodes 271 amino acids. The record is from RefSeq and is a predicted model, not a curated record. The transcript is spliced from 3 exons. Gene Ontology annotation, biological process: protein ubiquitination; positive regulation of protein catabolic process; intracellular signal transduction.
CACGAACAGAAUAGUUAUAAAGAAUAACGGAAUAGCUUCUUUACAUUGCUGCAAUUAACUUAAAAACAAUGCAACGCGAGAUUUACUGGACAUAAAGGUGGUGGUUUUAACGGCUUAUUGCCCAGCGAAGUCCUUCCUGCUGGGUUGCUCUUAUUAACCCCGGUGUGUGACGCUAGUUUCUGAGCUAUGACAUGAGUAAAUGACUAAGCAGGUUCUAUGCUCCGAUUAAGGACUUCUGAAGAAUAAGAAAGGGGCUGUGAAAAUUUCCCCGGUCAGAUAAGCAGUGUUACAAAACAAUGACAGACUUCUUGAUGAGAUGCGCUGCCAAGAAAUCUGCAAGAAACUCAUCAACUGCAGAGGUGGCUGGGGCAUUGCAGGAACGCCUCUACUCACCACACUGUCUAAAGGCCAUCUCAGCUGUCUGCAGGCUCUGCUGGCCCACAGUACUCUGGUAGACUGUGUGGAUGUACAGGCUCAGACACCUAUCUUCACAGCUGUUCGUGGGAAAUACCUGGACUAUGUCUUAGCGCUCCUAGGAGCAGGCACCAACCCCAAUGGGAACUCAUCCAACAGCUGCUCCCCUGUCCUCACUGCUGCUCGGGAGGGGGAUGUGGAUAUAUUAAGGGAACUGCUUAAACACGGCGCUGAGGUGAACUCCCACUCCAAAGUCUUGCUGUGGAAUUCCUGUGUCUGGGUGUCGAGCGGGCCGCUCUACCUGGCUGCUGUUUACGGACACAUGGAGUGCUUCAGACUGCUGCUCCUCUACGGGGCAGACCCGGAUUACAACUGCACGGAUGCCAAGAUGUUGAGUUUUAUCAGGCAGCCCAAAACUGUGCUGGAGAUGUGCCUCAGGCAUGGCUGUGGCGUGGAGUAUGUCCAGCUUCUGAUCGACUUUGGUGCAAAUGUCUACCUCCCCACGCUGAUCAUUGAGAAGUCCACGAAGCAGAAUGAAGCCGUGGAGCUGCUUUUACGGGAAAGAGGAAAUCCAAAGGCUUUGACUUCACAGUGCCGACUUGCUGUCAGAAGACACCUCAAGAAGAUCAACAAGAUCCACUCUAUCGACCAGCUGGAAAUGCCAACAAGUCUCAUUAACUUCUUGCAAUAUGACAUAAUCCCAGUCACUGUUCUGUAGCUACCUGAAUGUGGAAGCAUGUUAGUAAAAUUCUUUUUUUUUUUUUCUGAUUAUGGACCCUUUGUAUUUUUUAUGACCUCUCUUUAUGUGCUGUUCAGUUAACCUUCAUUCUAAAGUGAGAACUAAGUGGUGUGUACUUCUGUUUGGUUAUUAGUACUUAACCCUGUAGCUACUGAAAGAACUCUCUGAAGGAAGCUUUUUCUGUAAGUUGUAACAUUUUGGGUUUAAAGUGCAUUAAAAUAAGUGCUAUGACUUG